UCUUGGUAAUCAACCAUGGCAUCGUUGAAGGUUGCUGUACGAGUUCGUCCCUUCAAUCAAAGGGAACAUGAACUCGGCGCAAAGCUCAUCGUGCAGAUGGAUGGCAAGAAGACGCGCCUGCUGAAACCGAAACUUGGCACCGGCAAUGGUAUACGGGGCGAUCUCGCUUCCCGAGCCGCCCAGGACCCAUUCAACGACUUCACAUUCGAUCACUCCUACUGGUCGGUGGACGAACGCGAUCCCCACUUCACACCACAGGAAACCGUUUUCGACGAUCUCGGUACGGAGAUUGUGGACUGCGCCUUCCAGGGGUACAAUGCUUGCGUGUUCGCGUACGGGCAGACCGGUAGUGGCAAAACAUUCACGAUGAUGGGCACACCGGAAGCACAAGGACUCAUCCCGCGAAUAUGUCGUUCACUGUUUGCCCGCAUGAAGCUUGGGCAGGAAGAAGGUACAGGCUACAAAACGCAGUGUUCCUAUCUGGAAAUUUACAACGAACGGGUAAAGGAUCUGCUUGGACCUAGCAGUGCUGGGCAUGGUUUGCGUGUGCGCGAACACCGUACACUUGGACCGUACGUGGAAAGCCUGUCCCAGCAUCCGGUGUCGGAUUACUCGGAGAUACAGAACUGUAUGAUUCAGGGCAACAUCCAGCGAACGACAGCUAGUACGAACAUGAACGAUACGAGCAGCCGAAGCCAUGCGAUCUUCACCAUAACCUUCGUCCAGGCACGCUACCUCAACGAUCUGCCCAGCGAAACCGUGUCCAAGAUUCAUCUGGUAGAUUUGGCGGGUAGCGAGCGAGCCAAUGCAACCGGUGCGACCGGACAACGGUUGAAGGAGGGUGCGCACAUUAACAAAUCGCUGGUGACGCUAGGGAGUGUUAUCUCCGCCCUGGCCGAACAAACCAAUCCGACCAACAACAAGCGUGUGCUGUACAUCCCGUACCGGGACUCUAUCCUGACGUGGUUGUUGAAGGACAGUUUAGGUGGAAACAGUAAAACGAUCAUGAUAGCGGCUAUCUCACCGGCCGAUGUGAACUACAGUGAAACGCUUAGUACACUACGGUACGCGAACCGGGCGAAGAACAUCAUCAACAAGCCGACGAUCAACGAGGAUCCGAAUGUGAAGUUGAUACGCGAGCUGCGCGACGAAAUCUACAAACUGAAACUGAUGUUAUCGAGCGAUAGUGGCGCUGCGCUCGAGCCUCAGCUCAAGGUGCUGGAAGAUCUGCACAAAAAGGAAGCACAGGAAAAGGUGUUGACCGAAGAGUGGGCGGAGAAGUGGCGCGAGGCACAAACAAUUUUGCGCGAACAGCGAUCGCUGGGUUUGCGCAAAUCGGGCGUUGGUGUUGUGCUCGACUCGGAGAUGCCACAUCUGAUCGGUAUUCACGAUGAUAUCAGUACGGGCGUAACGUUGUACAGUUUGAAGGAAGGUGAAACGACGAUCGGUACGGAUGAGGCCCCCUAUCCGCAGGACAUUUCGCUCAACGGUAUCGGUAUUGCGCCGGAACAUUGUCGCAUCGUAAUUUCGAACGGCAAUGCAACGAUUUAUCCUAAUCCGAACGCUACCUGUCUGUUAAAUGCGAGCAUGAUCGAAGUACCGACAGCUAUCAGUCAAGGCGAUAUACUGCUGCUUGGCCGGACGAACAUGUUCCGCUACAACAAUCCGGCGGAGGCGGCUAAAAUGCGUCAAGAAAACAGUCACCAGCAGCGAUCGUCUCGGCUCGAUUUGUCACGCCUCUCGUUAAUUGCUGCCUCGCGCGAAAACCUGUGUACCAGCUUUCUGAGCGACGAUGAUGGUGUUGGUGGUGGGUCGUCGUUGAGCUUGUUCGGUGGUGGUGCUGCUGGCGGAUUAGCUUCACCGCAAAGCGCACUUCGCUUUCGGCAGUACACACCGAGCAGGGAGGAUGCCGAGCUGCAGGACGAGCAUCGCAAAAUACUGCAAACGAUCGAAAAUGCGCUGCGCCAGCUAAAUCUGGAGCGUACGCGUAUGCACGAACAGUUUAAGCAUAAGAUACGGCUCUGCACCGAAGAGCUGGAGCGGUUGGAAAGUACCAAGCGGGACCGGUUGACGAUUUUAGACUGCCGAAUUGGGGAGCUAAUGGCACGCAAGGAGAUGGUGCUGUGGGAGAAAAGCAAUGAAAAGACGCAAGUGGACAUAUUGGUGCGGCAGCUGUCCGCCCUGCAAACGCAGCUGGACACGAAGAAGCGCGAUUUCUAUGAGUACGUCGCGAAAGAGCUCCAAGAGUUGCAGGACUGUGGCCGUCUGGACGAGGCAAGCAGUGAGCUGAUACGAAAUGCUCCCCAGACGGAAGAUUAUUCGGAAAUACUGCUUCAAAUCUCUCGCUCACUGGACAACUAUUCGCAACAGUACAUUAGGGAGUUUGUUCGCCGAAAUCGGGAUGAGAUCAGCAAAUACGAGAUGGAGCUAUCGGAGAAAGAGCAACAGCUGUCCGAAAGCACACAGAAGAUUGCCGAUCUGGACCAAAAGAUACAGGAGCUGGAGCAGCAAAACAGGGAUUUGCUGCAACAGCGAACCCAGCAGGAGCUGGAACAAAUUCAACAGAAAAAGCUUUCGAUGACAUUAAAUCUUACGCACACAAACGGAGAAGCCGAUGGUGAAGGAACGGAUGCACGAACUCUGUUGAGUGUCAAUCGCGGAACAUUGGAAACGUGUGACACAUUCCACACGGCCAACUCGGACUGCUCCUUUGUGUCCGCACUCAACACACCCGCAUUAAAUUCGUUAAAUCAACUCAUACCGACGCCCAGCUCAACGGAGGACGGUACCGAAUCCGAUACGGGUGAUCGAGACUACGAGGAGGCCACAUCGAACGGUGGCACCAUGCUUCAAGGCGGUAUGAGCGAUAGUGGUGUUAGCUUCGAAACCAAUAAAGCCACCGAUCCGGGUGCCCCAUUACACACGGGAGCGGAUGAAAACGAAAGUGAAACGGGUAGCAUUGACAGGCAGAACGAACCCGCUGUAAACGGUACGGCUAAGCUGCUCUUUCAGUCGGACGAUCACUGUCUACUACUUGCUACCUCAUCCACGCCCAACCCAAAGUACGGUGGUAAAAACAUGCCCACCACAACGACGACCGUGAUCGUGACGGAUGGAAAUGCGGUAUUGAAAGCGAACCAACAGUCACCUCGAUUGCGUCACAAAUCGUCCGAUUCGGACGAGGAACGCACCACGUUAACGACGAUGUCAUCGACGGGAGGCACGCCCGGAUCGAAUCGGUUGAGGCUAGCCCUGCCGAAUCGGAACCGUAACAGCAACAGCAAUAGCAAAAGUAGUAGCAUGCGUACGGAAAUUUUUGACAUCCGCCAUGGCAUCCAUCCGCUGAGGGUAAGCAGUGUGAGCAGUGGGACGGACGGAAGCCACGAGGAAGAGGAUGAUGAAGAGGAAGAGAAUGGUCGGCGCCGUCGGCAUGAGGACGAUGAGGAAGAGCAACGGUCGCGUGGUUCCUCGAUCGAUAAUAGCUCGAUCACCUCGUCAACGGCAAAUUUGAUACUGUGCGAAAUGAAUCUUCUACGUGAAAGUAUCGCUAGCAAAAAGGCGGAAAUUAUGAAAAUUCUCGAAACGAAUGGUGAUAAGAAGAUGCUGGACGGGAAGAUUGGAGAGUUGCAGGAUCUGCAGAAACGUAUCGUACAGCUGGAGAUAAAGAUACAGGAUGUGGAGAAGAGUUGCCUGUCGGAUGGGGAGUUGCAGCUUGAUUCGAUGCGAGAUAUACCUGAAAGCUUUACCGAUAGUGACGAUAGCCGGGUGGGCAAUUCGUGCAUCUAUCCGGGGUACAUGCGAGCGCGUGACCAAGGCAGCAUUUAUGCACCGAGCGUUACGCGAUCCUUACCGUCCAUGGAGGGAACUUACCGUUCCGAUCACGUUAUAAACAUACCAACGUACAUCAUACGAGGUGCGGGCAAACAAACCCAUUACGAGUACGAGGUGAAAAUUAAUCUACCCGACGAAAGGUGGACAUUACUGCGACGGUACAGCCGUUUUCGUGAGCUCCAUCUGGCGAUGAAGAAACUGUACGGUGAUAAGAUCGCAACGAUACCAUUUCCGAGGCGUGAACUGUUUGCAUCGAACACGGAAUCGGUCGCAAAAACGCGCCGUCGACAGCUAGAAACGUACCUGCGCCGCCUACUGGUCGUGUGUGCCAAAAUUCCUCACUGUCCCAUUUACGAGGGUGAAGGACGGCCCGGGCUAACCAAGCAGACGUUGAUCGAGUUCCACUCGUUCUUCAAAAAAGGCCUUUUCGAAACGGGCAAACAUGGCACGGGAUAA
This is a messenger RNA of Anopheles maculipalpis, 4287 nucleotides long. RefSeq names its product kinesin-like protein Klp98A (gene Klp98A). Gene Ontology annotation, biological process: microtubule-based movement. The transcript is spliced from 8 exons. The record is from RefSeq and is a predicted model, not a curated record. Gene Ontology annotation, molecular function: microtubule motor activity; microtubule binding; ATP binding. NCBI's taxonomy places the organism in Eukaryota, Metazoa, Arthropoda, Insecta, Diptera, Culicidae. Bases 16 to 4287 code for a protein of 1423 amino acids.